AUUUUUUUUUUAAAUAAACGGCACACCACUGCCUUUUCCACUCCCAACAGUUCUCAAGUUCUUCCAACUACUCCGGUGGAACUCGCAAUUCACUAGGAGAGAGAGAGAGAGAGAGAAAAUGGAGAAAAGCCCCCUUCUCCGGCCAUCCUCCAUCAUGGUAGGAGUAGUAGACUACCGCGGUCAACCCAUCUCCCGAUCAUCCUCUGGUGGCUGGACCUCCGCGUUCUUUAUCAUAGGGUUUGAAAUCGCUGAGGGAAUGGCGUAUUACGGCAUCUCGUUCAACCUCGUAUCGUACCUCACCGGCCCCCUCAACUUCUCUACGGCCGCCGCCGCCGCCUCUGUUAAUAACUGGUCCGGCGUCUCUCUGCUUCUUCCCUUCCUCGGCGCUUUUGUUGCCGAUUCGUUGCUCGGCCGCUACAGAACCAUCGUCCUCGCCUCUCUUCUCUACGUCCUGGGUCUAGGGUUUCUCACUCUCACUGCCGUGCUUUCAAUCCCCUGCUCAGGGGACCAAACGCUUACCGUGAAAUCCACUUCCUGUUCUCCAGCAGUUCUCCAAGUU
Messenger RNA from Dendrobium catenatum, 559 nucleotides. RefSeq names its product protein NRT1/ PTR FAMILY 5.10-like. Gene Ontology annotation, biological process: oligopeptide transport. The record is from RefSeq and is a predicted model, not a curated record. NCBI's taxonomy places the organism in Eukaryota, Viridiplantae, Streptophyta, Magnoliopsida, Asparagales, Orchidaceae. The annotation marks the transcript as partial. Gene Ontology annotation, cellular component: membrane. Gene Ontology annotation, molecular function: transmembrane transporter activity. The transcript is spliced from 3 exons.